Messenger RNA from Ochotona princeps (American pika), 3898 nucleotides. RefSeq names its product PH and SEC7 domain-containing protein 4. Lineage: Eukaryota; Metazoa; Chordata; Mammalia; Lagomorpha; Ochotonidae. Gene Ontology annotation, molecular function: phospholipid binding; protein binding; guanyl-nucleotide exchange factor activity. The transcript is spliced from 14 exons. The record is from RefSeq and is a predicted model, not a curated record. Gene Ontology annotation, biological process: regulation of ARF protein signal transduction. The coding region runs from base 217 to 2106 and encodes 629 amino acids. Gene Ontology annotation, cellular component: ruffle membrane.
UCUUCUGAACGCAAGGCUCAGGCUGGAGUCCACGUACUGCGUUGAGGGGGUGUUCUCCCAGAAGUCUCCCCUCACCCCCCAGGAACUGCUUAGUAUCUCCAGAACUCACAGAAACUAUCACACCUCUCUCAAUAGGACCCACCCAGGCCUGAGAGCUGGCAGACGGAAGAGAGUCCCUCCCAGCCCCAGGUGCCAAUUUUUCAGGAACCAGGUGACAUGGAAGUUGGAAGCCCACAGCCGGCUGCUCCCUGCCCCACGUCCCCCAGCGCCUCGGGGAGCCGAGCCUCUUCGCCACAGCCCAGCAGCUGUGGGUCUGAGAGCAGCAGAAGCCCCGCUCCCAGGCCUGGCAUCACGUCUUCCCCAGAGGGCAGCCCACAGCGCCAGCGCUGCAGCUCAGAUCCUGUGCCCAAGUGUACGCCAGAUACCACACAUGCUUUGCUCGUGGACACCACGAAGCCGGCAGAGCCAGGCCUUCCUGAGAGAGUGGAGCCAGGGGAGGUCCGGGACCCAGAGGAGAAAGUGAAGAGUGAAGGCACAGUUAGGACUGCAGAGGCUGGAGGUGGCGCCCCACCCAGCCAGCACCUGACCUCUGUUGAAAGGCCUACAGAGAGCCCCAUGUCCCAAGCACAGUCCCCAGAGGAAGGCCGGGGGCCGCUGGCUGGAGACAAACUGGCCAAUGGUGUCACGACCGACAAGGUGGCCUCCAACUUGGCCUCCCGUCUCUUCCACCUGGAGGGCUUCCGGAAGUCGGAAGUGGCUGCGUACCUGCAGAAGAACAAUGACUUCAGCAGGGCCGUGGCUGAGGCGUACUUGAACUUCUUCCAGUUUGGAGGCCAGAGCCUGGACCGUGCCCUUCGGGGUUUCCUCCAGGCCCUGGUGCUGAGUGGGGAGACCCAGGAGCGGGAGCGAGUCCUCUACCAGUUCUCCAAACGCUUCCAUUACUGCAAUCCCGGCCUCUUCCCCUCAGCAGAUUCCGUACACACCUUGACCUGUGCAAUCAUGCUCCUGAACACGGACCUGCAUGGACAGAACAUCGGCAAGAGCAUGAGCUGCCAGGAAUUCGUAACCAACUUGCAUGGCCUGCGAGAUGGUGGCAACUUCCCAAAGGAGCUGCUGAAGGCCCUCUACUGGUCUAUCCGAAGUGAGAAGCUUGAGUGGGCCAUGGAUGACGAGCACUCAGCCAGACCCGAGAAGGUGCAGCCAUCUCCCCCAGCUGGCAAGAUGGGCAACCCCUUCCUUCAGCUGACCCAGGACACCAUGGUGCCCACCUACAAGCAAGGCAUCCUGGCACGAAAGAUGCAUCAUGAUGCAGAUGGCAAGAAGACACCUUGGGGCAAGCGCGGCUGGAAGAUGUUCCAUACGUUACUACGAGGGAUGGUUCUCUACUUCCUGAAGGGAGACAGCCAGUGCCUGGAUGGGGACAGCCUACUGGGGCAGAUGGUGGAUGAGCCCGUGGGGGUGCACCACUCGCUGGCCACUCCAGCUACCCAUUACACCAAGAAGCCUCACGUCUUCCAGCUGCGCACAGCAGACUGGCGCCUCUACCUCUUCCAGGCACCCACGGCCAAGGAGAUGAGUUCCUGGAUCGCACGCAUCAACCUGGCCGCAGCCACGCACUCAGCACCUCCCUUCCCCGCCGCCGUGGGCUCCCAGCGCCGGUUCGUGCGGCCCAUCCUGCCUAUGGGCCCAGCCCAGAGCUCCCUGGAGGAGCAGCAUCGAUCCCAUGAGAACUGCCUGGACGCUGCCUCCGACGACCUGCUGGACCUGCAGAGGAAGCUGCCCGAACGGCGGGGACGCGGCCGGGAGCUGGAGGAGCACCGCAUGCGGAAGGAGUACCUGGAGCACGAGAAAACCCGCUACGAGACGUAUGUGCAGCUGCUGGUGGCCCGGCUGCGAUGCCCAGAGGGAGACCUGGCGCUGUGGGAGGAGCAGCUGGGGAAGGAAGCUACUGGUGUCCGGGAACCCAAACCCAGCCUGAAGAAGUCCCACUCCAGCCCGUCCCUGCACCAGGAGGAGGCCCCCACCACAGCCAAGGUGAAGCGCAACAUCUCUGAGCGUAGAACCUACCGGAAGAUCAUCCCAAAACGGAACCGCAACCAGCUGUGAAACCUUUGGGGUGGAGCCUGAUGCCCGUGAACUGCCCGGGUGCUGCCAGCCCCGACCCGUCUCCUGGCUGCUCCCAAGGCAGAGGGAAGUCCAAGACUUGGCUCCCUCUUGGGACAAUCAUCCUUGUACCCCCCAGAAUCCAGAGUGGCCUUAUUUCAUGGGCACCCUGGGGUGGGGGACCAGCCUUGUGGUAUGGAACUGGUUGGGACAGCUGCCUUUCAUGGCCGCCCAUGUCCCUGCUGCCGCAUCUGUGUGGAACAUGUGUGCCAACCCAGGGUGAGCCAGAAUCCACCAGUUAUGGAGGCAUGCACAGGGAGUAGCUGUUUCUGCCCCACAGAUCCAGUUGCUGCUAGCUAGCAGAGCGGAGCCCAGCCCAGGGGCCAGGGCCUCUGUCCGGGAUGCAGUGGCUUUGUCUCCCAGAUCAGAGAGGUGUUUCCCUGGGUGCAGAGCCCUGGGCCUGCAUGAUGACCAUUGCUUUGAGGGGCAGGGGAGCACCAGCCUUGGAGGGAUGUGUGGGAUGGAAAGCAGGCAAGAGCUAGACAAGUGCGCUGUGUGAGACCCCCCCACCAUGCACCCCUGCCCUUAAGGCUGCAUUCCUGCCAUGGGUGGGCUCCAAGGGCUUUGGCAGCCCUGCGCUGGUCAGUCUCCUGCUCCUGCCCUCUGGCUGCCUCCCAGCUGGACCUGUUCUCUAGGGGGAGAGUGUGUGUGUGUGUGUGUGUGUAUGUGUGUGUGUGUGUGGUAGGGGGAGGUUCCGGGGACGUGAGCUUGUGGGAAGGAGUCUGGGCUGCAGGGAGCAGCCUCCAUUGUGUCUGUUCAGCCAAGUGUGUCCUGGAGAGGAGGCUGCUGGCCAAGAGGGGCCUCCAUGGUGGCUGCUGCCCCGUGACGCACGGCCUCCCUCAGCCUUCCUCCUGGGCCACCCUCUUACCCCUAGCCAUCCACCCCCAUAAUGUUUAGAACCAGCCCUGGGGCCUGGGACUGCACUGUCCCCACGGCUGCACAGUACACAGAAGCCAUGAGGAAGGAUGUGUGUGUAUGAGACAGGCAGAGGGAGCAGUCUGCAGGCUCCUUUGCCCCCUAUGUCCGUGUAUAUGUGAAAACACGAGGUACACAGUGAUGGCCUGUCCAAGCCAGACGGGACCUCAGGAUCACUUCCUCAUGAGCCACUGGUGUCUUCCACAAGAAUGUCAGAGUCCCAGUUACGGACCAGAUAUGAGGGGUUGUGUGUGAGGAUGGUCCUGCCUGUUGCUUCCCUGUGACUUGCCUUGGCUGGGGUGCUCACUGCAAAGGCAUGUCAUGCGGCCAGUCUGUGCAGAGGAGGACAGAUGCGUGCAAGGCUCCUGGAGCAACUAAUGGGUCACAACAAUUAGCAACCACUGUGGGAUGGAGCCAGUGGUCUCACUUGAUACAGGUGGAUGGAUGUGAGCUGAGGUUAAUGAGGUCAGGUGGCCUGGACCAGGUCCCAGAACCUCCCUGGACGUGUGUUAUUUUUAUUUAUUUAUUUGCGAGGGAACUCCCAUCUGCUGGUUCACUGCCCCUCAAUACCCUACGGUGGUGAGGGCUGAGCCAGACCGGGGCUGGGGAGCUCAGUCCUCCAUCCAGGUCUCUAACGUGGGUGACAGGAACCCGACCACUUGAGCCAUCACCUGCUACCUCCCGGGGUGCACAGUCACAGGAAUCCAGAAUCAGGAAUCUAACCUGAGCUCUCAGAUGUGGGAGAUGGGCAGCCUAACCAGUACCUUAACUGCUGGGCCAAACACCUAAAACCGGAAUAAAAUGUGGUGGUCUUUCUGUA